Molecule: messenger RNA, 2591 nt
Organism: Alligator sinensis (Chinese alligator)
Lineage: Eukaryota; Metazoa; Chordata; Crocodylia; Alligatoridae
Gene: TATDN2
Product: TatD DNase domain containing 2
Exons: 6
Coding region: 1-1917 (638 amino acids)
Molecular function (GO): hydrolase activity, acting on ester bonds
Source: RefSeq, a predicted model, not a curated record
AUGGGUAAUUAUUUGGCUAAGUUCACCAGCUGCCAAUGGGCUCGAUACAACCAUUUGAUUGAGAAUAAAUCCAAGGAUGAUGCAGACUGUAACUUGGCACCAAGGACUGAAAGUAGGGGUGCUUCAGAAGAAGAGGAGACUGUAAGUCACAGGAAAAAGAGAAUGAAGGACCAAGGAUCAACAGUAAUAUAUCUUAAGGCUCUCCAGGGUGUGUUUGGGCACUUGAUAAACCAACUGCCCAGAAGGACGGCACCUCCAUCAGAUGAAGUUAAGACUGAAAGCCCUGACCAUAGAAAAAAGCCUUGCCAGUUGGGUGGCAAUUCAAGAAGCUUCUGUACAGCUCCAAGGGUUGAAGAAGAUCAGCAUCUCCCACUAGACUUAGAUGGACAGAAAACUGCCACAGAUGGAAGUAGUUGUGCUAGGUCAGUUGUCAUUUUGAGUGACCCCAGAAAAAAGCCUGUGACUUUCCAGAGGACGGUUAUUGCAGAACCCCCUUCGAAGCUUGUAUUUGUUGAUGAGCCCUCUUCGAGUUCAGAAGAUGGCCUUGAGUUUGAACAGAAAAAAAUGCCAGAGAAGAACCCGUCUGUAGGAAGCGAUUGGUCUGAUGUAGAAGAUGUAGAAUCUUUGGCUAGAUUCUCCCAGGAGGAUUCACUUCCACAGCUUAAUAGUCCAAGAAUUUUGGAGACUUCACGAACUUUAAGUGAUAACUUAACAUAUCCUACUAAUGUGAAUAGUUGCAUGUGGGGUGGCUCUGUAGGGUGCUGGACGAGUAGUCCCAAACCACCUGAGUGUUGUUCGUUUUUGAGCCCCAGCCAGGAUACUUCCUAUCUAACUGGCUCAGGUACCAAUUCUCUCUGUGACAUUUCUGUAGAACUUGCAACAAAUGCUUCUUUCAAUGCAUCUGAAGAUGUAGAGUCACCAGUUGAAGGUGGACAUUGGAGAUCACGUUCCCGUGAUUCUUCUGUGGUCUGCAGGGAAAGAAGUAGACCAUCUAGGGAGGAAGUGGGAUCCUGUGCUCCCGUUGUCCGUAGAGUCCGACUGUCAGAUUCUUUUAGUAAUGAAUACAUGAACAGGGAAGUGCCUGAUGAGCUGCCUAAAUAUUUGGAGGAAGGCUUUGUUGAUACCCAUUGCCAUCUGGAUAUGCUGUAUUCCAAGCUGUCUUUUAAGGGGACCUUUGCAAAGUUUAGAGGGGUUUACCACAGCUCCUUUCCCAAAGAAUUUCAAGGCUGUAUAACUGACUUCUGUGACCCUCGCACUCUGAGGGACUCUUUGUGGGAGGACUUGUUAAAAGAAGACAUGGUUUGGGGAGCAUUUGGCUGUCAUCCACACUUUGCACGUUACUACACUGAAUUUCACGAAAGAAGCCUCCUACAAGCCAUGCGGCACCCUAAAGCUAUUGCCUUUGGAGAAAUGGGACUGGAUUAUUCAUAUAAAUGUUCUACAGAUGUAUCCACACAGCACAAAGUAUUUCAAAGGCAGCUGCAACUGGCAGUGUCCUUACGGAAACCCUUAGUAAUACAUUGCAGAGAGGCAGAUGAUGAUCUGUUGAAGAUCAUGAAAAAGUUUGUGCCCAGUGACUACAAGAUACACAGGCACUGUUUUACUGGCAGUUACAAUGUCUUAGAGCCAUUGCUAAAGCAUUUCCCAAAUCUUUCGGUGGGAUUCACUGCAUUGCUGACCUAUUCAUCUGCCGCUGAAGCAAGAGAGACUGUCAGGAAAAUCCCUUUGAACAGAAUAAUUGUAGAAACAGAUGCUCCAUACUUCCUUCCAAGACAGGUUCCCAAAAGCAUGUGCCAGUAUUCUCACCCAGGACUCGCCUUGCACACAGUGAGAGAAAUCACCCAUCUGAAAGGCCUACCACUCUCCCUCACCCUGGCUAAUUUAAGGCAGAACACAAAGAGUCUCUAUGAUGUCUAGGAAGGCGCUAGUUAAGGUAGAGAAGUCCUAGGUUGGGAAGACUGCUGUUAAACAGGGAGAAACUUUGAAGGGACACUUGUAUCACAUCCUGUGACUCUGGUCCCAGUGGUGACACUUAGCCCCUCCUGACUUGUCAUUUCCACUUGCCUCAUAAGAGUUACACAUUUCUAUUUAUCCAUGUCCCUUCACAUCUCCGUUUAAUUUCCUGUUGGCUUACCUCCCCUUGGAGCACACCCCUAGAGAAGGUGCCAGUGUCUGUGAGAUCAGUUUUCCUUGAGGUGAAGACAAGGAGAACUAGUGUUGGGAAAUGUGGAAUUUUGUCCAGUUUUAUAGGUAUUGGUCCAUUCAAAAGAGUAAAUAGCUUGUAACUCCUGAACCAUUCCUGACCUGAAUGAUUCGAGAACAGCUAGAGCCCAAAGGGUAAAUGGGCAUCAACCAUAGCCUCUAAAAGCACCUAAUUGCUGAGACCAUGCAGUAAAGAGAAAAUACUGAAGCAGAGAAUUUGAUGCAAAACUGUACCCAGUUCCUUGCACAACACAAUGAAAACGCUGUACACAGUUAAGUUGGUGUUGUUUAGGUAUGGACCCCUUUCCUUGAAAGGUAUAAUGAAGUGCAUGUGCUAUAGAUACUAAAUAAGCUUUUAAACCUUUUUUAGCAAAAUGUUAUGACUGCUA